Abrus precatorius (Indian licorice) is the source of this 1428-nucleotide messenger RNA. RefSeq names its product 1-aminocyclopropane-1-carboxylate synthase 3-like. Bases 1 to 1428 code for a protein of 475 amino acids. The transcript is spliced from 3 exons. Gene Ontology annotation, molecular function: transaminase activity; 1-aminocyclopropane-1-carboxylate synthase activity; pyridoxal phosphate binding. NCBI's taxonomy places the organism in Eukaryota, Viridiplantae, Streptophyta, Magnoliopsida, Fabales, Fabaceae. The record is from RefSeq and is a predicted model, not a curated record. Gene Ontology annotation, biological process: amino acid metabolic process; biosynthetic process.
AUGAAGCUCUUGUCCACGAAAGCAACGUGCAAUAAUCAUGGCCAAGAUUCCUCAUACUUCUUAGGAUGGCAGGAAUACGAGAAGAACCCUUACGAUGAGGUUCAUAACACCAAAGGGAUUAUUCAGAUGGGUCUUGCAGAGAAUCAGCUCUCCUUUGAUCUCAUAGAGUCAUGGCUCGAUAAGAACCCUGAUGUGGCAGGAUUCAAGCGAGAUGGCAAAUCCAUAUUCAGAGAACUAGCUCUCUUUCAAGACUACAAUGGCUUGCCUUCCUUCAAAAACGCAUUGGUAGAUUUCAUGGCUGAGAUUAGAGGAAACAAAGUCACAUUUGAUCCCAACCACAUCGUUCUCACAGCUGGUUCUACUUCUGCAAACGAAACCUUAAUGUUCUGUCUCGCAGAAGAAGGAGACGCAUUUCUCCUUCCAACUCCUUACUACCCAGGAUUUGAUAGAGACCUUAAGUGGAGAACUGGGGUGGAGAUCGUUCCAAUACAAUGCACAAGUUCUAAUAACUUUCAAAUUACGGAGCCUGCACUGCGACAAGCCUAUGAAGAGGCACGCAAGCGCAACCUAAGAGUGAAAGGCGUUUUGGUCACAAACCCGUCAAACCCAUUAGGCACAACAAUGUCAAAGAGUGAAUUGAACCUUCUCGUUGACUUUAUCAAAGACGAAAACGACAUGCAUUUGAUAAGCGACGAGAUAUACUCCGGCACCGUUUUUAGCUCCCCAGACUUCGUCAGCGUCAUGCAAAUCCUCAAGGAAAGAAACGACAUUAGGGAUUGUGACCAAGUUUGGAACAGAGUUCACGUUGUCUAUAGUCUCUCCAAAGACUUGGGUUUGCCGGGUUUCCGCGUGGGUGCCAUCUACUCCGAAAACGACGACGUCGUUGCGGCGGCGACCAAGAUGUCAAGCUUCGGCCUGGUCUCAUCGCAAACGCAGUACCUCCUCUCUGCCAUGCUAGGGGACAAAAAGUUCACCAAAAAAUACAUCGUUAAAAACCAAAAGAGGCUUAAACGACGACAGGGAAUGCUCGUUUCGGGGUUACAAAAAGCUGGUAUUAGUUGCCUAGAGAGCAAUGCGGGGUUGUUUUGCUGGGUUGACCUGAGACACCUUUUGCAUUCAAACACGUUUGAAGCUGAGAUGGAGCUGUGGAAGAAAAUAGUGUACAAAGUUGGGUUGAACAUUUCACCAGGGUCUUCGUGCCAUUGCGUUGAGCCAGGGUGGUUCCGUGUUUGUUUCGCCAACAUGUCCGUGGAGACUCUCAACUUGGCCAUGAAAAGGUUGAAAGCCUUCGUUGCAGAGUCCACCACUGCCAGCGUUGGUUGCACUCAGAGGAGUGCUCUGUUCAACGGAACUUCCAAGAGAAUGUCUCUUCCCAAGUGGGUUUUCCGGUUAUCGUCUCGCGAUCAUCGUGAACAAGAAGAACGGUAA